AUGAGUAAGUCAAGCAUUCUUGAUGGGUCUAUUGACCUAAACCUGGCCUUUAAAAGCUGGAGUCCGAUAAUGGAAAAUAGCGGAAAUACUAGCGACCUGUUUGGUGAUUAUAGACUGAAUAGCGAUGGCGUGAUAAAUACACCUGAAUCAACUUCGUUUGCAGUGGAUCCCAGCUACCCAUUUGCACUUCGAAAUGUUAAAGAAGCAAUAGAUGCUAUGGAAAUAAACUACGAUAACCUAGAGGGCCCAGAUGAUGCUGAGUUUUCUGAAUUGAUGAAAACAAAUGAUGAAAUGAUGAUCCGCAUUGAUUUGCUGGAUAAAUCGACGCAGAAACAAAUCAACCGAGUAGAUAAUGUACUCAGGACCAAUGAACCACGCUUUUUCUCACGUCUAUUUCCAAAAAUUACUACCUCUGUGAGUAAGUGCUUUCAUGAAGCCGCAAAUAUCAGCCGUCCCCUAUCUGUGGGAUGUACAGCGGAAGUCAGCUCUUCAUUCGUUGCAGGUCAGAUGAGACCCUCGGGUCGCCCCAAGAGGCUGCUUAAAAGAAUGACGUCAUGGCUCAAGAGUUCAAACUUCAUAAGUGACCUAGGGGUCUACAGCUACAUUAAAACAUAUAAUCCCCCAGACAAGCGCCAAUGGAGGUAUUCUCAACCGGAAGAUCUCAAUAAGGUAUCACAUACGCAAGAAAGCAGGUAUUAUGAUCUAAGUAACAUGUCCCCAAGGUAUAAUGUACAAUUGAACCUUCUUAAGCCUUACGUAGGUUGUUCCAACUACCAUAUGUCGUACGCUGUCCCUACCCCAUCAAGACAUGUAUAUGAGAAACUAAAAGAAGGGGUUAUGAGGUAUCAUAGCCUGCAUCAGGCAAAAGAGAAGAGCGUCUCGCCUUCCAAUUAUAGAUGUGCCCUCGAUGAUUUAGCAGUAGGGUUUGAUGACGAGUACGACAAGAAAGAAGUAAGUUUGGACAGCCUUGAAAAACUUGGGAUCACAUGA
Eremothecium sinecaudum is the source of this 990-nucleotide messenger RNA. RefSeq names its product HBL123Cp. Bases 1 to 990 code for a protein of 329 amino acids. The record is from RefSeq and is a predicted model, not a curated record. The transcript has a single exon. Lineage: Eukaryota; Fungi; Ascomycota; Saccharomycetes; Saccharomycetales; Saccharomycetaceae.